AUGUCCUUCUGUUGUCAGGACAAGUUAAUUCUCAUCUGUGCCACAUUGCUUCUGUCCGGUGUCUGCUUUCUCGGCUUGCUAGGCCAAGCUGUUCAGGCCACCUCCAUUCCACACAGUUACUCAUCCCAAAGAAGCGCAUCUGCACAAUUGAAUUCCGACCUACAGCGACAGAUUGGCGCUUAUGUCACAGAUUUGGUGAUGGCAUUGACUAGACAAAAGGAGAUGCAAGAGGCCCGAGAGGCUCGAGUACACUACACAUGUCAAGAGGAUGAGAGUGGGACAAAAUGUGGCGAACCUGUGUUUGGCCAAGAGGACAUGCAGACGAUGGGAAAAAGCUUGAUUAAGCGUGGACCUGAGUUCCGACGAAGACGACGAUCUGGAGCAUACAACUUUGGGUCAGGUCUUUGA
Protopolystoma xenopodis is the source of this 408-nucleotide messenger RNA. The record is from the annotation of a GenBank genome assembly. NCBI's taxonomy places the organism in Eukaryota, Metazoa, Platyhelminthes, Monogenea, Polystomatidea, Polystomatidae.